Messenger RNA from Acanthosepion pharaonis, 1122 nucleotides. NCBI's taxonomy places the organism in Eukaryota, Metazoa, Mollusca, Cephalopoda, Sepiida, Sepiidae. The record is from the annotation of a GenBank genome assembly.
AUGACAGCUCACGUCAAUGCUCUCCUGUGUCUGGAGUCAAAAACGAACAACAUUUUCGAAGAGUGCUUCUUAAUCUCUCUCUUUCUUCCUCUCUAUCUUUCUUUCUUUUUUCUCUCCCUCUCCUUUGUAUAUUUUCUUUCUCUAUAUCUAUCUUUUCCUAUCUUUUUCCUCUCUUUCUUUCCUUUCUCAAUAUCGCUUAAUUUAUUUCUUUUUUCUAACUCCUCUUUCUUUUAUUUGUUCUUUCUCUCUUUGUUCUUUCUUUUCUUUCUUUGUCCUCUUUUUCUUUCUUUCUGUCCAUUCUUUCACUCUUUUGUUCUUUCUCUCUCCUUCUAUCUUUUCUUCAAUCUCUUUGUUCCCUUUAUUUUUUCUAUCUUCUUCUCUUAUAUACCUGAAUCUGUAGUUGAUCAUUACUUUGAUUUUCUAAUUUCUACCUUUCUUUCUUUCUUUCUUUCUUUCUUUCUUUCUUUCUUUCUUUCCACUCCUAAUUCUAUCUUUCUUUUCUUCUUUCUUUGUCUCUCUCUCUAUCACUCUUUUCUCUCUCUCUCUCUCUCUCUCUCUCUCUCUCACACACACACACAUUCUUUCUUUCCACCCAAUAACUCUUUCCUGUCAAACUCUUUCUUUCUUUUUCAUUCUCUCAGUUUCACCCCUCUCUUAACAACUAUUAAUUUCUCUCUUAUCUCAUGCUGCCUCAUUUUUUUCUCCUCCUUUCUUUCAGCCCUUUUCUCUUUCUUUCAUGUGUUUUCUUUCUUUCUAUCCACUCCCCCUUAUAUCUUCCUUAGUCUCUCUUUAUCUCUUAUGCUUUCUAAUAUUGCUACUUCUUCUCUUGCAGUUUUUCUAAACUCACGACUCUCAGUUUGUGCUCUCUCUCUCUCUCUCUCUCUCUCUCUCUCUCUCUCUCUCUCUCUGUCAUUCACCUUUCCUCUCUUUCUUCCAUUAUUUUUCUUUAUAUCUCCUCGCUCUAAUACUUCUACUCUAUCACUCUUACAUCUAUUUUCAAUUUUUUGGCUUCUAGGCUACCUCACACUAUCUCCGUUCGUAAUAUUCACUCUCUCUCUCUCUCUCUCUCUCUCUCUCUCUCUCUCUCUCUCUCUCUCUCUCUCUCUCUUUACCCUACCCUGA